This is a messenger RNA of Halteromyces radiatus, 2841 nucleotides long. Its product is annotated as PA26 p53-induced protein-domain-containing protein. Gene Ontology annotation, cellular component: nucleus. The record is from RefSeq and is a predicted model, not a curated record. NCBI's taxonomy places the organism in Eukaryota, Fungi, Mucoromycota, Mucoromycetes, Mucorales, Cunninghamellaceae. The transcript is spliced from 6 exons. The coding region runs from base 161 to 2806 and encodes 881 amino acids. Gene Ontology annotation, biological process: cellular response to L-leucine; cellular response to leucine starvation; positive regulation of macroautophagy. Gene Ontology annotation, molecular function: L-leucine binding; oxidoreductase activity, acting on peroxide as acceptor.
UUUUUUUCUAAUUUGAAUUCUUUUUAUUUUUUAUUUUAUCAUUUUCAUCUAUAUUAUAUACAUUUUUUUUUAUUAUUAUUAUUAUUUAUCUAUCUUGUCUUUUUUUUUUAACUUUAUUAAAAAGAACUCUUUCUCUUUAUUGUCUUUUCUCGUACUGUUCAUGUAUUCUGAUCAGUGGCAACCAACCUCUGAUCCUCACUUUCAAGAAGAAACAGCACGCGAUGCAAGAGCUCGACGACUAGAAUCUUCAAGGCUGCGCAUUGCUUUGUUUAAAGCUCUUCAAGUUGAUUCUUUUACAGAAAGACAAGUUUCUUUGGAAAAAAUCAUUCAAGUUGCAAAGUCUUAUAUGCGAAUGGCUCAAUCUCCUUUUUCUCCCAUCAAAAGUACUUCAACAUCUCAACUAUCUGAUAAUAGACAACCAGAUAAUUCUAAUUCAACUACCACAAAAUCGAUUUCUCAGACGCAUGACGACAUAAAUGCUCCCAUGACUUGCUCAGAAACUGGUGGACAAGAUGAAGAAUUACAAUACUUUUUAUUAACAAUCCUUCGAUUAUCCUAUACUUGUCCUUUUCGCGACGUACGACAAACUUUCCAACAAUUCUUGAAAACAACUUUGGAUGCAGGAAUUAUACCAGUACCUCAAGCACGUCAAUUAUCACCAUCUUAUUUUAUUCCUCUUCAAGAUAUCUUUUCAUUGGAAUCAACAAGUUCAGUACAUAAUGUCAUUUCUUAUCCAAGACCUUCCAAUCUUUCCUUUUCUCCAUGGUCUCAUGAUGCAAGCGAUUGUGGAGCUGGUAGUGAUUCUAUUGACAUAAAUAAAUCACCAUCUACAUAUCAAUCUCAACAAAACACACAUCAUUCUCAUCAACAUCAUCAUCAUCAACAUCAUUCUCAGCAUUCUCAACAACAUCGUCAUUCACAAUCUCGUAUGACUCCUUUGGCAUCUUCUUUUUCUUCUUCAACUUCUUCACUUUUGAAACCGAGUAGUAUAUAUGAUCGAUCCUCUUCUGAACGUGGAGAUCAUGAUGAUCAUGUGGAUACUGAUAAUGGAGCUGAUGGGGACGAUGAAGACGUAUAUUCUAUGGAUGAUAGAUCAUCAAAAGCAUAUUCUUUCACCUCUCGCGGCAAAUGUACAGGCGGACGACCCUCUGAUGAAUAUGUACGACAAAUGUUGGUGAAAUCUUUUUUGGAUGAAGGAAGAUUGACUAAUGUUUAUCGAGUCAUAUCAUUUUUCCCCACUUUUUAUGAAAUAUUUCAAACAACAAUGAACAAUAUUACCAAAACUUCUAUGGGACCUUUACAUCGGACAUGGCGAACUUACCUUGGUAUCAUGGCAAGCGCAGAACAACAAUGUCAAUACCUCGUAUCUAUUUUGAAGCUGGACUUUUUACAGAAUGGAGGUGAUCCGGUAUGGUUGAAAGGUAUUGAUUAUUGUCCAGUAAAAUUACAACGUAUUACUGGAUUUGUAUUGAAAAUGGCAAGGCAACCAUGGCGAUUGACUGAAGAUGAUCUAUUGGAAUUGAUGACAGUCUCCAACCAUCCUAGUACAUCAGGUUCUUCUCUUAAUAUGACUUGGAGUAAAGGUGAACUAGUACAGGCGAUCCUGGUGAUCUCUACCUUUUUGGGUUUAGGAAACUUUGUACUUUCUUGUGGAAUAGCUCCAGAAAUGGAUAUGUAUGGUGGUUACUAUGUACGAGGAUAUGAUGCUUGUUAUGGAAUUGAAAAUGAAUUGGAUGAUACAGUUCAAUUGACUGGUACUGACCGACAUCAACAUCAUCAUCAUCAACGACAACGAUUAUCAAUGGCAGAUGAAUUGGCAGUAAGAGCAGCUUCAAGUGCAACUGGUUGGUAUGAUAGUCACAUUAGUCCGAAAUCAAGCGAACAUAGCCAAGACAAUAGCGAUAAUGAAGAUGAGAACAAGAAGAAGAAGGAUGAUAUUGGAACAAGUACUCAACCAUCUUUUGUAUCUGAUAAGGGAUUAGGAUUAGGUGUGUCUUUUGAUUCGGAUGAAGAGGAUUUUGGAGAUGACAUGAAUGACGAUGGGCAACACAAUAAUUUAUAUUUGGAUCAGACUAGUGCACUUAUCUCCAAACUUAAAUCGAAUAAGGAUGCAGUCAAGGAAGAACUACAUCAAAGUUUGGCCAACUUGAAUUUAUUUACCAAGAUGGAUCAACAAGACGAUGAAAAGUUAUCUGGAAACACCACUAUCACAACAACAACAACAAUUGACACAACAUCAAAUGAACAACAUGAUGGAAAAGUAUGUGGAGUAUAUGAAGAUCUUACCAGGUUUACUUGUAGUAAAAUCAUGAAACAAGAAUUGAUGGAUUAUGAAGAAUUUGUACCUGGACAUGAAGAUUAUGGUGAAUAUAUGCUAUCUGAAUAUUGUUGGGAAGAUCAUGGAUGUGAUUUAGUGAAUCAUUUCUUACCUGGUAUUGGGAAUGAUUUAGAUGAUGAAUUUAUUGAAUCACUUAGUAUUACAGAUUGGAGUAUAUUUCAUCAAACAGGGGAUGGAACUGUAGAUACUUCACCUUUAAGAAAUGCUAUAUUUGUUUAUGUACAACAAUUAUUAGGGAUUAUCAAAGAAGAUUAUGAUUAUGAAGAUAUACCAAAGUACCUCAAUGAACAAACACAACGAUAUAUUCAAAAAGUAUGCCGACAACCUCAUCUAUUGGAUAAAAAUGAUUGGAAUAAUGUUGGGAUUUCUCUCCGAUCUGAAGAAAAAUGUCAUAUGAAUCUAUUGAUUGCAUCUGCUAGGAAACAGGCUUUACUUUGUUAUGGAUUAUCUUUAGUUUCUCAUGUAUAGUUAUAUAUAUAUAUAUCUUUUUUUUUUUUUGUUUU